This is a messenger RNA of Drechmeria coniospora, 1125 nucleotides long. RefSeq lists its product as uncharacterized. Gene Ontology annotation, biological process: post-chaperonin tubulin folding pathway; tubulin complex assembly. Lineage: Eukaryota; Fungi; Ascomycota; Sordariomycetes; Hypocreales; Ophiocordycipitaceae. Gene Ontology annotation, molecular function: tubulin binding. The record is from RefSeq and is a predicted model, not a curated record. The transcript is spliced from 4 exons. Gene Ontology annotation, cellular component: cytoplasm. Bases 1 to 1125 code for a protein of 374 amino acids.
AUGGCCAUGGACCCGAGCCCGCGCUUCUACCAGCACUUUCAAGCCAGCGUGGCGGUUCUCGAGGAUCAGAUAGAGCAAUUGACAUCUGCAUCGGCUGUUGCGGGCGAGCGCCAGGACGCCAUCAAUCAUCUCCUCGCUGGCAUUGCCAAACUCCAAAAUGAGGUCGCAGAUGCCGCCGAGACCACACCGUCAUAUGACCGUAGGCAAUACUCUGAGACUAUCAAGGGACUACAAGAGAAGCUCAACGAGACUGUCGCCAAGGUCAACCCCCGGACACGCUUCCAGUUCAAGCGCUCCGGAGCCGGCACUGCCCACGCCGACACGGACGGGGGUGUGUCGUCGAGAAUCGACCCGAGAUUGAAUCCAGGGAGCUUUGCCAUGAGCUCGGCACCGGCGGUUCCUUCGACGCGGUCCAACGAUGCCGACAACGGCGGUGAUGACGAAGUUGACACCCUUGGCCAGCUUCCUGCGAAACCAUCGAGCGCGCGUGAUUACAACUUGGAAAUGUCGAUGCCCGGCGUGGCCGGUAUCCGCAAGCCCAGCUUCUCGACGGCCAGCAACAUCGGCAUCUCGAACCAGUCGGGGCUGCACAUAAUCCUGCCAUCGUCGGCAGCUCGCGCGACCGCCUCGGGUAGUCUCACCGACUUGACUGGCUGCAUCGUCGACAUGUCGGUCCCCACCGCGACUGGCCAGCCCUUUGCCGGCCUUGCGCUCAAAAACAUCCGCGGCAGCCUCAUCGUCGCCGGCCGCGUGAACGGACCGGUCCAUAUGACGGCCAUCGCCGACAGCAUCGUCGUCGUCGUAGCCCGCCAAGUCCGGAUCCACGAAUGCAGGAACGUGCACCUCUACCUGCACUGCAGCAGCCACCCGAUCAUCGAGGACUGUACGGGCAUGCGCUUCGCGCCGCUCCCCGCCCCCUACAUGACGGAAUCCGAAGGCAACACGGAGAACCAGUGGGACCAGGUGGAUGACUUCAAGUGGCUCAAGGCCGGUCACAGCCCCAACUGGACCGUCCUGCCCGACGAAGAAGUGCUCGACGCCGAUGUGUGGACAAAGAUCGUGCCGGGCCAGCCUGGCGCGAGCAUGCAGGAAACGCUGGCCAAGGUUGGCUUGCCGCGAGGGUAG